Microstroma glucosiphilum is the source of this 1455-nucleotide messenger RNA. RefSeq lists its product as hypothetical. Bases 1 to 1455 code for a protein of 484 amino acids. The record is from RefSeq and is a predicted model, not a curated record. NCBI's taxonomy places the organism in Eukaryota, Fungi, Basidiomycota, Exobasidiomycetes, Microstromatales, Microstromataceae. The transcript is spliced from 3 exons.
AUGAGCAAGUUCAGGAUCAAACUCAAGCUACACCCUUCCGAGGAAGCCGGCAACAACCCACCACUGUCUGCUGCUUCCACCUCACAAGCAACCCAACCCCACGCAGCCGACGAAACUGGGGAGGCAACGUCGGACGCGGGCGGGGCAGACGUCAGCAUGGCAACAUCCAAUGCAGCAGAUUCGGAAGACGAGCUGGCCUCCGAGGAUGAAGAUGAUACAGGCUCCAAUGCACCAUCUUCGUCAGCAGCCGACGGCAUAGCAGGACAGCAUCUACAGCGCAGCCUCGGCAGCUCAUCUUCUAGGAUCGCUUCACCAUCACUCGUGGCUCCAGUCAAGGGCAAGCGCAAGCCCACCAUCAGAGACGAGGUGGGACACAUGACAGCAGAAGAGCUUGACGCUCUGCCACCGGCAAAGAGGAGGAAGGGAGCAAAGGCGAGAGGAGCGCCUGGCCCGGGAAGGGGAUGGAGGAAAGGUCUCAAGAUGGGCCAGAAGCCGAUAUAUGCGUUGCCGGACACCACACCGAUAGCAGAAGGCACACCCGCUACCUUAGCUUCCGACUUCCACCGAUCCUCCCCAGCGUCCGCUUUAUCCCCCUCUCCAAUGCGGUCGACCUCAGCGGUCAUCGCGCCAUCAGCAUCAGGUAGCAAGGUCACAAAGAUCGGUAGUACCUCGACUGCAGCCACAGCUCCUGUCGCAGCUCCUUCUGGCCAAGCACUUAUGCAAAGGCAACAGGCGAUCCCUGGCCGACCCUCCCAGGCCGUAGCUGCUGCAUUGGGUUUCGGACCACCGGUCAAGCAGCCACCGAGGCUUAUCAACACAGCGGGAACUACAUCGAAUGCGACUACCGCUGGUGUGGAAGGUCUCAUUUCAGAUCCGAAUCAAAAGCCGCGGCGAUGGUAUUACGAAGAGCGUCAGCUCGUCAACCUUGGGGGUAGAGUCGUCAAUGUCAAGACUUGGUGGGGAGGCAAGAAUGAGUCCUUCGAUCCCAUCUCUGAUAGGGAGAGGGAAGAAGCUGCGAGAGCUCAGGCAGCAUCAGACUAUGCGAAGGGGCGGUCGGGUCACGAUGCGGAUGACUCCAGGGGCGGUUCGCCUAUGACAUCCAAGACCUCAACACCCAGACCAAGCGCCAAUAGCGUUCUUCAAGCAGCUUCGGCCGCUCUCUCCGCCAGUAACAAUGCAUCUUCACUCCGAGGGGCACCCGAACAGGCCGCAAGGGGAGCAGCUACGGCGGCUAGUAGACCCAGCACCGGCAGCACUGGCUUCUUCUCGCCUUCUCUGACCCGCAAAGUCAGUAGCGGCUUCUCAACGGAUCAGCAAGGAAGCCCAACACCCGCCACUGCUUCGCCAUCAGCUAACGGCCAUCUUCCUAAGCCCAAGUUUCAGCCAGGGACGGGAUCCAUCGCUGACUGGAAAGCAUCCAGCGUUGGCAAGCCUGCUCCUAGCGGCCGGAAGUGA